AUUCUUUUUUUAUAUGUCAACUAACAUCAUGCUGAAUGUUAGAGGUUAGGUUAAUCAAAAUAAUACUUCAUAAUGUCCCGGAUAUUUGGUAACGAACAAUCUAGUUCAGACGAAAAUGAUGAUUUUCAAACAAAUAAUGACUACGCCAAAAAUUACGAUACAUGGAGGAAAAAGGAAGAAUUACAUAAAUUGAAAACAAAGUAUGGCGAAGACGUAUUAGAUAAAAUAGAGGAAUCAUCUAGUUCUUCAGAUGAUGAAGAAGGUAUACAUAUAACAGAAGAUGUUGAAAAAGAUUUUUUUAAAACACUGGCUUGUUUAAAAAAUAAAGAUCCAAGUAUAUAUAAAACUGAUGUUAAUUUUUUUGGAGAAUAUGAAGCAAAUGUUAAAAAGAAAAAGAAAGAAAAGCCAGUCUUUUUGAAGGAUUAUGAAAGGAAUUUGAUUCUCGAGAAAGGGGGAUUGUUAAGUGAUGAAGAUGAUACUCAAGAUACUCCAAAGAAUGAGAUCUAUAAUAAAUCAUAUAUAAAUGUACCCACUAUUUUUUGUGGGUCCUUUACUUAUAACGAAGAACAAAAAAACAUAAAAGAUAAUUUCAAAAAAAUUCUUGAAGAAAAUGAUGAUGAUAAUGAUGAAAACUGGGGUGGAAUAUUUAAAGAGAGAAAGAAAACUAAAGAAGAGGUAGAGAAGGAAGAAAGUGAUUAUAAACUGUGGUUGGCUGGCCAUAAAACUAAAUUAGAUAAUACAACACUUGUGAACGAAUUAAAGCCUUUAAAAGAAUAUUGGAAUAAUCCUGAUUUGGAUGAAGGGGAGAAAUUUUUGAGGGAUUAUAUUCUAAAUAAGAAAUAUUUAGAAAAAGAGGAUGAUGAUUAUAUUCCAACAUAUGAAGAAGUUGUACAUGAUUCUGAUAAAGAUUUGAGUAAUGAUGAAGAAAAUAUAGAAAAACAGGAAGAAUUUGAACAUAAAUAUAAUUUUAGAUUUGAAGAACCAGAUCAGGAAUUUAUUAAAAGAUAUCCUAGGACAAUGGAAAAUUCACUGCGAAGAACUGAUAAUAGGAGAAAAAUAAAGAGGCAAGAAAUUAAAGAAAGAAAGAAAAAAGAAAAAGAGGAGAAGGUACAAGAAGUAAAAAAAUUACAAGAAUUGAAACUAAAAGAAAUUGAACAAAAAUUAGAACAGCUUAAGGAAAUAACAGGGAAUGCAAAUUUGGGGUUUGCAAAUGAGGAUAUUGAAGGGGAUUUUGAUCCUGAUGAAUAUGACAGGAAAAUGCAAGAGUUAUUCAAUGAAGAAUUUUACACUGCACCUGAAGAUGAUCAAAAACCUGAAUUUCCAGAUCUUGAUGAAGAACUUGAAAUUGAAAAUUGGGAACGUUACAAUAGUAACCCUUCAAAGGAAUCGCAACCACAUUGUGAAGAUGAAGAUUUCAAUAUGGAUUGUGAUUAUGAUCCAAGUGCACCUAAAAAUAAAGAUGAGUCAACUCAAGGCAAGAAAAAACGAAGAAAGAAAUCCAAGUUUGCAACAGCUGUUGCAAAACCAAAACCUAAAUUUGAUCCAAAUGAUAAAAAAUUUGAAAAGUAUUUUGAGGAAUAUUAUAAACUAGAUUUUGAAGACAUAAUUGGAGAUAUUCCCUGCAGAUUCAAGUACAGGAAAGUUAUACCAAAUGAUUUUGGAUUAACAACUGAAGAGAUACUAUUGGCGAAUGAGAGAGAACUCAACAAAUGGUGUUCUUUAAAAAAAGCCGUCCAAAUACGACCUGAUGAUGUGGAAAGAUAUGAGCAGAUAGCUUACAAAAAGAAAGGUCAAAAUAUUAAUUUGAAAAUGAAGAUACUGCCCAGUCUCUUUACAAAUAGUAAAGAAAAUGAAAUUACUGAUGACAAUGUUGGUCCUGAUAAGAAAAAUGAGGUAGUUCAGUCUGGUAAUGAAAGAGAAGACACUAAAAAUAAUAAUACAACAGCAGGAAAGAAAAAGAAGGGAAACAAGAAAAAACAAAAAACUACUACAACUAUUGCAGAUAAUGGUGUUUGUAGUCACACCAGUGAAGGAAGUAGCAUAGUAGAAUGUAAAAUUGACAAAGAGCCUGAGAAUGAGAAAAUUAAAAGAAAGAACAAGGUAUCCAUUACAAAUGUUACUGAGAAUGGUGUAAAUCAGACUAAUAGCAUAGAAACGAAUAAAGAAGGAAACAUGGAAGAAAGUAAAAUGUCUAAAGGAAAGCUCAAUAAUGAAAAUAAAAAUAAGAAGAAAAACAAAACUAAGAAAAAGAAGAGGGAAGAAAGAGUUACCAAAGUGGCAGAAGAUGAAGACUCUAAAGUAAACAAAAGUUAUGAUAUAGGUAGCAAAAAGAGGAAUUUAAGUGGAAACCAUCAGGAAGAGAAUAAGCGAAAGAAACGAAAAUUUUCUCAAGAAAAAGAUAAAAGUAUAAACAUAACAGAUGCUAGAUUAUCAGCGUAUGGAGUGAAUCCCAAGAAAUUUAAAAAUAAACUCAAAUAUAACAAAUGAAAGAAAUAUAGUUUUAUAUCUUUAUUUAAAAAAAGUGUCCUGGUGCAUAAGAAAUUGAAUAAAUAAAAUUAUUUAUCAA
Molecule: messenger RNA, 2566 nt
Organism: Diorhabda sublineata
Lineage: Eukaryota; Metazoa; Arthropoda; Insecta; Coleoptera; Chrysomelidae
Product: protein KRI1 homolog
Exons: 7
Coding region: 73-2487 (804 amino acids)
Biological process (GO): endonucleolytic cleavage in ITS1 to separate SSU-rRNA from 5.8S rRNA and LSU-rRNA from tricistronic rRNA transcript (SSU-rRNA, 5.8S rRNA, LSU-rRNA)
Cellular component (GO): nucleolus; 90S preribosome
Source: RefSeq, a predicted model, not a curated record